AUGCUCUACGCGUGUCCAUUUCAACUCAAACUUUCAAGAUGCCUUCAAGAUCUCCAUCCAGAGGAAGACCGCGCAGUCGCUCCCCUUAUUCGGAGCAUUCUCGACCCGAAUCAAGAUCUGUCUCAAGACCUCAUCGCACAAUCUCUCCGCGUUCGCAAAGUCGCAGCCCUCACAGGAAUGGCAGAUACAGAAGUUGUCAUUGAGAAGCUUACGAAAAAUGUCAAUGAAGAGCAUCUGCGAGAAAUCUUUGGUGCCUAUGGCCAAAUUCGAGACUUGGACAUGCCAAUGAACAGACAUUUCGGUACAAACCGUGGAACAGCUUACAUCCUCUACACGUCCGAAGCCGAUGCCGAAGCAGCAAUUGCACACAUGCAUGAAUCUCAAAUCGAUGGGGCAGUCAUCAAUGUAUCAAUCGUUCUCCCGCGCCGAAAGUUCUCCCCAUCCCCACCUCUCGCCAGACGCGGCGCAAAUAUUGAUCCCCGAGGACCUCCAUCGGCAAGCUUUCGAGGACCACCAGCUCCCCACCGCCGCUCCCCACCACCAAGCUAUGGACGACCCGACAGGAACUUCGAUACGUACAGGCCCAGAACCCUCUCUCGAUCCCGGUCACCGAGACGGCAUAGAACGCGUUCAAGAUCGCUCUCGUCUCGAUCUCGCUCUCCACCAAGAAGACGGGGAGGCAGACGUGAUAGCCCUGGUCGCAAUGCAGGUAGAAGGAGGAGAAGCCCGAGUUAUAGCAGCUAUAGUAGUUAUGAUGAUAGAAGUAGGAGCAGAAGUCGGGGUCGUGGAGGACGGGGAAGACGCUAA
Molecule: messenger RNA, 807 nt
Organism: Lachnellula hyalina
Lineage: Eukaryota; Fungi; Ascomycota; Leotiomycetes; Helotiales; Lachnaceae
Gene: SR45
Product: Serine/arginine-rich splicing factor
Exons: 3
Coding region: 1-807 (268 amino acids)
Biological process (GO): mRNA splicing, via spliceosome
Cellular component (GO): ASAP complex; nucleoplasm; cytoplasm
Molecular function (GO): RNA binding
Source: RefSeq, a predicted model, not a curated record